Messenger RNA from Esox lucius (northern pike), 2390 nucleotides. It is a transcript of the gene crls1, whose product is annotated as cardiolipin synthase 1. Gene Ontology annotation, molecular function: cardiolipin synthase activity. Gene Ontology annotation, cellular component: mitochondrion; membrane. The record is from RefSeq and is a predicted model, not a curated record. Gene Ontology annotation, biological process: cardiolipin biosynthetic process. Lineage: Eukaryota; Metazoa; Chordata; Actinopteri; Esociformes; Esocidae. The transcript has 7 exons. The coding region runs from base 192 to 1409 and encodes 405 amino acids.
CCAAAACGCCUCGGCGUCACUGUAAAACACGACAUAUUCAUCGGAAUACGGCAACAAACAUGGAAACACUUAGGACAUAUAGCACGUUGAAGUGAUCGGCUGGAGUUUGUUAGGAAAGCAGGAAAAAAGAAAAAUAUGAAGUAGCGAGGAUUUCUUAUAUGCAUCUGAUUGAGAUGGUAAAACAUGUGUAGAUGAGGAUAGUUAGUAAGUCGCGUUUUGGGAUGUUUUUCUUGUCGGUUUGUAAAAAUUACUUUGCCGUGUCUGCGCGAUCGCACGUAGCUAACGUGACACGGUGUUCGAAGAGAAAUGUGUAUCUGCCAACCUUUGCGUCAUGGCGGCAGCAGCAGACUCUGCAACAGGGUAUGUGUUUCAGGGUAGAGGUUAAAUGGCUGCAAAGACUCCAAAACAGAAUAUUUUCUGUCACCCAGUGGUCCAGCUACACACAUUGUCAAACACACACCCCACAGGACACGCAGACACCAGAGGUUACCGACCACUGGAAAGGUCCUGUCAAACGUGCCACCCAGUCAUGUCUCUGGAGAGGUCACAAGAAGACGCAGGAUAACCACAACAGCUUUAGGUUUUGUUCUACCGAACCCUCAUUCUUGUCCUCCCCUCAUCUCUUGGGGUUGAGGUUGUUCCCAGUGAGUUCUGUUGCAUCUUCAGGCUGGAGAGGUCUCUGUAGUGGAAAACCCCGUGAAACCACAGCCGACAUCCCACCUGCAGGAGACCAGACGGAAACCAGCCAGACAGCUGACAGACUCCCUGAUCCUGGCCAGGGACUGUUCAAGUUUAAAGAACUGUAUGAGAAUCCGUGGACCAUCCCCAACCUGCUCUGUGUGUGUCGGAUCGCACUGGCUCCAGUCCUGGGGUUCCUGAUCACUGAGCAGCACUUUCACAUCUCUCUGGGACUGUUCGCUUUUGCUGGAUUUACUGAUGUGCUGGAUGGUUAUAUAGCUCGGAACUGGGCCAGUCAGAAGUCUGCAUUGGGCAGCGCUCUCGACCCAUUGGCUGAUAAGAUUCUCAUCAGCGUUCUCUAUGUCAGUCUUACUUAUGCUCAGCUCAUCCCAGCUCUUUUGACAGUGUUGGUUAUCGCCAGAGACAUCGGCCUGAUUGCUGCUGUUUUCUACGUCAGAUACAAGACGGUCCCACCUCCUGUGACGCUUGGUAAAUUUUUUAACCCAUGCUAUACCACUGCACAACUCAAACCCACCACUCUUAGCAAGGUGAACACAGCGAUCCAGCUCUUCCUGGUAGCAGCGUCGUUGGCCUCGCCUGUCUUUCAUUACACAGACAGUCUACUCUUGCAGGCCUUAUGGUACAUCACCGCUGUGACAACGACUGUGUCAGGUUACAGCUACUAUCACUAUGGCAUGAAGACGGUUGCUGUGCUCAACAGCCCCAAGUAACCAUAGCAGUUCAACAGCAACAAUAAACCAUGGCAACUCGGCAACACUCAGUAACCGUUGUGACGUAACACUUGCCACACCAAAGGUUGUCUGAACACUUCAGUUGAACCCAAGUAAAGAUGCUGACAUGAACACGCGUUAAUUCAUCAAAGUGUUUUUAAUCCCUGGAUUGCCAAGGGAUCCAACCUGUCAAAUGAUUAACCGUUUUGUAUCUGAGAAAUAAUGUAAUUAAACCAAGUACCUGCUCUGAUAGUCUUGCCAUGUGGGUAUGUAUGUGUAAAAUAAGUUAGAAUUGAUUAAUAUCGUCUCUGUAAAGGAUUUUGGGUGUGUUGGGGAAACAUGCUUUUUGAGGUUUUCAGCAUUACAACAAAUUCAGGAUAACACACUUCAGACAACUACUCACGUUAAAUAAAUGGAGAGUAGAUGAAUUCCAUGUCAUACAAGUUAGGUGCAAAUGCAAGGAAAAUGUGUACUGUGGAAUUAUACUGAAGAUUUACUGUAUCAAAGCUGUGUGUGCGCCAUCUGCUGGCCUUAAAAAUUAGUUUUCAUCAGACUGUAUUGCUACCGUUAGUGUUGUCUCUUGAAGAGGUAUUCCAAACAUCAGGUUUGAGCAGUAACUGCAACUAGGGAUAAACAGUUAAAUGAAGGUGGCUCACCUUUUAGCCAAGUACAUUUCUAUGGCAAAAUAUCCUAUAGAACAACCUCAAAGCCAGUUCCACUCCAUUUUUUGAUUUCAAUCCUCUAAUCAGGGACGAAUUUGGAAUUAGAAAACCAGGUGGGUGCAAUUGAUGAUGAGGGUGAACACAAAGGUGGCAGGCUCCAGACCUUGUAGAGUAAGAGUUUGAGUACCCUUAUAGAACAUGGUUGUUUAUAACCAGUCCUAGAGGGUAGAAACACUUGUUGUUUCUACCUGAUGAAACUGACAGCAUUUUAACUACUUUGCAGAUAAGAAGCAAACAGUAAAACAUGAAAUAUAUCAGA